This is a messenger RNA of Grammomys surdaster, 10733 nucleotides long. RefSeq names its product RAR related orphan receptor A (gene Rora). The transcript has 10 exons. Gene Ontology annotation, biological process: regulation of transcription by RNA polymerase II; negative regulation of inflammatory response. NCBI's taxonomy places the organism in Eukaryota, Metazoa, Chordata, Mammalia, Rodentia, Muridae. The record is from RefSeq and is a predicted model, not a curated record. The coding region runs from base 65 to 1468 and encodes 467 amino acids. Gene Ontology annotation, cellular component: nucleus. Gene Ontology annotation, molecular function: nuclear receptor activity; RNA polymerase II cis-regulatory region sequence-specific DNA binding; zinc ion binding.
CAAGAGGGGGCUCCGGGGUCGGACGGUCGGCUCUCCCUGCGCUCUCCGCACCGCGGUGUAAAGGAUGUAUUUUGUGAUCGCAGCGAUGAAAGCUCAAAUUGAAAUUAUUCCAUGCAAGAUCUGUGGAGACAAAUCGUCAGGAAUCCAUUAUGGUGUCAUUACGUGUGAAGGCUGCAAGGGCUUUUUCAGGAGAAGUCAGCAAAGCAAUGCCACCUAUUCCUGUCCUCGUCAGAAGAACUGUUUGAUCGAUCGGACCAGCAGAAACCGCUGCCAGCACUGUCGGCUGCAGAAAUGCCUGGCCGUGGGGAUGUCUCGAGAUGCUGUCAAGUUUGGCCGGAUGUCCAAGAAGCAAAGAGACAGCUUGUAUGCCGAGGUGCAGAAGCACCGGAUGCAGCAGCAGCAGCGAGACCACCAGCAGCAGCCUGGGGAGGCUGAGCCACUGACGCCCACCUACAACAUCUCAGCCAAUGGGCUGACGGAACUGCAUGAUGACCUCAGCACCUACAUGGAUGGGCACACCCCCGAGGGCAGCAAGGCCGACUCAGCAGUCAGCAGCUUCUACCUGGACAUCCAGCCCUCCCCAGACCAGUCGGGAUUGGACAUCAAUGGGAUCAAACCCGAACCCAUAUGUGACUACACACCAGCAUCUGGCUUCUUCCCCUACUGUUCCUUCACCAACGGAGAAACUUCCCCAACCGUGUCCAUGGCAGAACUAGAACACCUUGCACAGAACAUAUCCAAAUCCCACCUGGAAACCUGCCAAUACUUGCGGGAAGAACUCCAGCAGAUAACGUGGCAGACCUUCCUGCAGGAGGAGAUUGAGAACUACCAGAACAAGCAGAGAGAGGUGAUGUGGCAGCUGUGUGCCAUCAAGAUUACAGAAGCUAUCCAGUAUGUGGUGGAGUUCGCCAAACGCAUUGACGGAUUUAUGGAACUGUGUCAAAAUGAUCAAAUUGUGCUUCUAAAAGCAGGCUCUCUAGAAGUGGUAUUUAUUAGGAUGUGCCGUGCCUUUGACUCUCAGAACAACACCGUGUACUUUGAUGGGAAGUAUGCUAGCCCUGAUGUCUUCAAAUCCUUAGGUUGUGAAGACUUCAUUAGCUUUGUGUUUGAAUUUGGGAAGAGUUUGUGUUCUAUGCACCUGACAGAAGACGAAAUUGCAUUAUUUUCUGCAUUUGUACUGAUGUCAGCGGAUCGCUCAUGGCUUCAGGAAAAGGUAAAAAUAGAAAAACUGCAACAGAAAAUUCAGCUAGCCCUUCAGCAUGUCCUACAGAAGAACCACCGAGAAGAUGGAAUUCUAACAAAGCUAAUAUGCAAGGUGUCUACGUUAAGAGCCCUAUGUGGACGACAUACAGAAAAGCUAAUGGCAUUUAAAGCAAUAUACCCAGACAUUGUGCGACUCCAUUUUCCUCCAUUAUACAAGGAAUUGUUCACUUCAGAAUUUGAGCCAGCAAUGCAAAUCGAUGGGUAAAUGUAGCACCUGAGCACCUCUAGAACAUCUGGAGUACAAACAUGAAAGUAAGAAAGAAAAUAAAAAAGGAAAUAAAACAAUAACAACGAAGACACAUUUAACUGAGACACUUUCUAUGGCCCUGCACAACCCUGGAGUGCCAACACACUGCACAGACAUCUUGUGGUGAUCGGGGUUCAGGCACAAAGGGGAAACAAUCAAAUCCAAUAAAAGCUGAACUUGUUUUGCUCAUGCAUAUGAUUUCCACUAUGCCUACAGAUAUGGACCCUUUUUCUGUCUCAGCUUCUAGAGCGGUUGACCUCGGCAUAUAAACAGGAAGAGGGUACUACAGUCGGAGGAGUCCCUUUUCUCAUAGCUCACUGCCCACAGACUCUUACGGGUAACAACAGAGUCCAGCGUUAAUCGGUGACCCCGGUGUGUAUGGCGGGAGUUGCGGCGUUACUUUGCACAGCUUGCUUUUCUGUGUCCAUGAAGGAAGAUUUUGUUUCUCUCACCGAUUAUUGCCGGUCAGCAGGAUGGCGUGAAAAGGGGAUCCAUAGCGCUCGCAACAAUAGCAUUAUAAUAUAUUACACAGGGUAAAUGGGCAUGAAGACUAUAUAUAGCUAAAGAGAUAUUGUUUAUAUAUUGUUUUAAUUAAUAUAAAAUGUAGUGACUGGCAUAGCUUUUCCUGUUGAAUUGAUAAGGCACUUUCCGUUUUGCACCUUUUUGUUUCCUUUAAAUUAAAUGCUAGCGUGUUCACUGUCGCCGUGUCGCAUGUACACCAGAAACACAAGUUUAGCUGAGAAGGCUUGGAAGGUAUGCCGGGAGGUAUUUAUGCUGCUGUUUACAAAACAAAAAACAAAAAAAAACCAACUACUUUUAAAAGACUGGCUGGUCAUAUCCAGAAAUCAACAUGUUGAAUUUUUUUCCCACCUGUAAAUUUGGAAUUAGUAAUGGACUGCUCCCUAAAUCAUACUUUGUUUUGCAUGCAGUUGAGAAUGGGUGUGUUUACACUUCAUCCAGAAUUGAAGGAGUGUCUGGUGCUGUGGGCUUAAACCAUGUGUGCAUUUUUUUUUUUAAGUUUUUAAAAUGGCUACCUUUGGGAGGUAAAGGAGGAGAGGCUCCCUUAACAAGUCAGUAGUCACAGGGGCAGUGUCACCUUGGAGUUCUGAUGCUUUCAGAACAAGUUAGCAGCUGGGAAAUUUACUGGAUUCUAGCUCUUGUUUAGAAGAAGGACCCAAAGAUUCUACGUGGAGCAAACACACUCCCCACAGGAAGCACUCACUGAAUGUCUUGUGUUUUUGGCAUUGGGAGCCGUAAGAAGUCACCUCAGAGUAAACUGACCCUAGACUAGCUGUCCCAGAUUCUAGGCUGCUGUUCUCUGUAUUCAGUAGAUAGUAAAUGAAGAGAGAGAGAGAGAGAGACAGUGUUGAACCUGGUUCCUAUGUUUAAGAUAUGCCUUCAGAGUGAAGGGGGUGCCAGCUGCAGACAGUUGUGUAUGUAUCCUCACUAAAAAACUGUGGACUGUAAUUUAUUUUAUUAAAUAUAUAGAAGAUAGUUUGGCUUUUGUGUUCAGGUAAGAAGUACUGAGGUAUUGAUACAUUUUGCAUUUUUUAAAAGAAUCCCCAGUGGAAGGAAGAAGGAGCUUUUUUAUGUUCAUAGAUAUGCAUAUUUUAAGAUCACGUGCCCUGGGAUUAGAAAGAUUCAGUGGUCGAGAGUGCUUACCGCUCUAGCAGAGGACCAAAGCCUGGAACUCAGCAAGCAGAUCAGGCAACUCACAAAAACCUGUCCCUCCAGCCCCAAGAGAUCAGUUUCCCUGUCUGGCCUCUGUGAGCACGCACACGCAUGCACACGCACACACAAACAUAAAAAAAAUCCUUAAAAACAAGUGUUCUUUGAGAGUUUAGGAGGCGUUUAGGAGAUGACGUUGGUCACAAGACACUGGUCUAGUGUCGAAGACCGUAUCCGUAGAGAAGGGGGUAUCUUCUGUGUUCCAAGGGCCAGGGGCGCUUUUAUGAACACCUAACUGCUUCCUCUGCCAAUAGGGUCCUUCUAGACUCUUGCCAGCAUUUCUGUUCCUGCUGAUGUCCCUCUGAUGGGUUCCCAGGGCCAGCUUCCCAGAGCACUUCACAAUUUCUAACUUCACUGACUUUCUGCCUUAUUUACUGAGGGACUUGGAAAGUAGCAAGGAAUUAUUUGUAUAGAGAUGUGUGGGGGAAGCCUAAAUAACAUCAAAUUUUUCCCCCAAAACAUAAAGGUUUAAUCAUAAACAGGGGAGUGAUAUUUACUUAAAUUUCUUACAAGCAUAGAAAAUUUUAUGUGUUUAUAUGGAGAGGUUAGUGGUCAGCAUAUAGUAUUUAUAUUUGGGCAAGAAGGGGUAAAUCAAAAUUUUAUUUAAACAUAGUUCCUUUAAAGAUUAAUAGUAUUUAUAUUCUGAAGAGAGUACAGUUUUGUUAUUUAUUUGCCCUUUUUUCUGUUGUUUCUCCUGUGUGAGGGAAUGGUGUGAGGUUUGGGUUUGGUUUUUUCUUUCUUGUUUAGAUCUUCAGAGUCACUAAAUUUGGGGAUAGAUUUAGUAAAAUAUAUUAACUUCAUUUUAACCAAAGCUUUCUGCAUAUGACCAGCCUCAGGUGCUAGCGCACUAAAGAGCAACUAAACCCAAUUCCAGUGUCCACGUGUAACGAAGGAGAGCUGGCUGAGAGUCUCUUAAGGGUGAGAAAGAGAAGGAGAGAGAGAGAGAGAGCGUGAUAUUGAACUUCAGAGAAAUUCAUUUUCCCAGGAAGGAUUCUGUAUGUACUUAUGUAAAACACAAACGCAAGAUACUCCAAUCUCAGUACUAUGCCAUGGUGACAUUGCUUUUACAGCACACCAGGAGAGAGCGGUGUGACUGCUUCCAGGUUUUCCUGAAAGAAAACCUGGAAGUUGGCUUUUAGAGCAAAGUCCUCUGACAUUGUAGGGAUGGAGCUGUAGCGCCAGACAUGCUGUGUGAAACUCAGAGGACAACUCACUAGGAUUUGUACCUAAGGUGAGAGUCACGGGGAGUCCAGAACAGGAUGUAAAACUUUGGCAUUUUUCUUUUCUUCCUGAUUGUGAGAACCAUUUGUGUAGUGUCACAAGAUGGUUGAUGGCACAGAAUCAUGAGGCUUAAUAGUUUAUGCCAUUAAAAUUGCCUGAACUUAAAGGCUCCCAGUCUCCUGGGGACUGAACCAUAUUGUCAGCUCAGCUGCAAGAGUGCCAUCAAGUAACUUUUUUCUACAGAAGGUAAAUGAGGCUUUUGUACAAAAUCUGAACGUUGUCACUGUGAUAUGCAAAUGAUCCAGGAACAUCGUGAGAAACUGGCCUUGGCCACACAGAAACCCAAAGUGCAGCUGAAAGCACUUUUUGGACAGACCAUAAAUUGCGCUAAGGCUGCGAGUUUGAGUUUGGUUUGGUUUGGUUUUAAAGCACUCAGUAUUCUAAUUUGUGUUAAAUCCAUAGAUUUUUUUUUUCCCCGAAGUCUUUAACAUCCUGAUUCACCCUUCCUAACUUAUGGAAAACAUGACUUAAGACACUGCUUCUAAGUUGGGUUGUUCUUUAGCCAGUGGAUACCAGAUCUCUGUGAGUGGAUGGGGGUGGGCUGAGGGUCAAGGGAGGCGAGAGCGUGUGUGCCUGUGUGCGUGUGGCUUCUGUGUGUAUGAAGUGUGUAUGUUAGACCGCUUCUAGGCUACUAAGUGUCAAUGGAAAAGAAAAUGUAUUCAAAAUACAUAAAUCAAAACUAGAAGAUGGAAAAAAAAAGAUUUAUUCUAUACAAAGCCUUGUCUGGACCACUCUAGAGAGACUUCUAUUUUUUUAACCCUUCUAUAAAUAUUUGAUGGCACUAGAAAUAUUCCUGCAAUAAAAUGUGAUUUGUGUAAAGAAAAAAAAAAGAUUUUGUAAUGUGAAACAAAGAAAGAAAGUAAUGUAAUUUUCUAAAAAAAAAAAUACAAACAAACAAACUUUGUAUUAUUUUCUUGAUGGAAUUUGCCUAUCUGUCUUUGGAAAACUUUUUAUUUCAUUGAAUGUGCCAUAGUAGAUGUAUGUGUUUUUUGUUUUAGACUAAGGGAUGGCUGUUUGUGUUCCGACAUUCCAAAAUGCAAAGCAACUUAGCAGAAGCCUUGAUGAGGAGGUUUCAGUAGGAUGCAAGCGUCUCUCCUGUUGCUUUUUUUGCACACGUCUUUUAAUUCUUACCUAGUGCAAUAUCUGUACAUAGAGCACUUGCGGGUGUACUUUGAUCCCUCAGGGAAAAACACAUAUUUGUACAGUUGUUGGGUUUGUUUUGGUUUUUUGUUUGUUUGGUUUUUUUUUUUUGAUUUAUUUUCCUUUUUUGUUUUUUGGCUAUGGAAUGUCGAUCGAAUCACUUGUUAUUGUUGAGAGGCAGCCAGAUAAUCAGCCUAAAGCCACUGUUUCAAACACGGAUUGUUUGAGUCAUGUCUUUCCAGUACUAUUAUUUUAAAAUAAUAAUAAUAUUAAUAAUAAUAAUAAAAAGCUAUUUUCUGACAGUUCUUUGUGCUGACUGGUGGAAAACAAAGGGGUAAUAAUAAUAUAAUACUCCGUACCUUAUGGCUGACUUACUGUGAGUGACAAUCCAUCUUGGUGUCAAGGACAGAGCCCUGUUAUCUGGAGUUGGGCUGAGAGUCAAACACUGUGCUCAGGGAACUUGUAAAACUCUUCAAACAGGGUGACCAGUGGACUGGGACAAAUGUGGUUUUACUAUUAAAAACAAUGAUAGUAAUGGUAUAUCCCUCCAAGGCACAAGUGAACUGUAGAGAAGUGUCAGUCUGUCUGUCUGUCUGUCUGUCUGUGUGAAUUCUUCACCAUCUCAUCUUGUUGAGUUCAAAAUUCCUGUGUUUGAAAACACGUUAACUCCUGAGGCAGUGUAAAUGGAAGGUGAAUUUGGAAGUGACAGCCCAAUCGGAGCACAGUGCAGCCCAUCUGCUGUUUCCCUAAUAAUUAAAAUGCUCCUGUGAAACACACCUUUAAACAACUUCAGAUUCUAUGUGUUAUGAAUUUAAUUUUUUUUUAACUAGCAGGAAGACCUAUCAAUGAAGUGGCCCACAACAGAGUCCUUCAGAGCUAGAAAACAAAGGGUUUGGUUUUCACUGUACUCCCCUCAAGGGACAAACCACACUCCCGCUAUGCAAAACAAUUCCUAUUCCGAAUUCCUAGCUUUUUUAGUGGGGGGUUUUAUUUGUUUUCCUGGAAGAGAGCUCUCAUUUAAAGACAAACUGAUCCCUGCAUGACAGACGAUAGCUUUCACUUAAAGGCGUGACAGCUCUGAACCGAAGUUGAGUUCACAUGGUCCCAUAUAACACUUUCCAUGAAGCCAGAGAUACCCACUGUAGCUAAUGGUUCCGAGUCUCCUGCCCCAUAACACACACUUGGCAAAACUACAUAGCUUCUUAUUACAGUAGGAGAACACAAGGUAUGGAAAAUUAUCAGGUGACAGUUGAUACCUCAUACCUUGUUGUGGAGGUGACAGAAAUCUCCCUUCUCCCCUUUCAUCCAUGCGGACAUGCACAUGUGAUAGACGUUUUUACAUACCAUCACAGGGCCACUGCUUACUCAUAAAGUUGUGAUUCAGAAUCCCACAACAACAGCCUUGAACUGUGGAUCAGAUAUGUGCCCAGAAAUGCAGUUGCAACAGUCAAAUAUCGGUUGAUUGUUGCUCUCUGUCAUACUGGUCUUCAUUCCAUUCCCUAAACACUAACACAUGAAAUGCUUCCACCAGCUUUGAUGAUAGGGACCUCCCCACUGCUGUUUAACUGAGAAGGCCAGCUAUCAAUGUCUUCAAAAGCGAUUGGCUGCACUUCUGACUGUGUGUGUGUGUGUGUGUGUGUGUGCACGCGCGUGCACGCACGCGCCUGUGUAUGCUUGUAUGUGAUCAAUUUGUCAUACUCUCAAAAUAUUUUUUUAAACAAACAGGAAGACUGGCUUCAUACCAGGAAGCCGCCAUGAAUGAGGGCAGAGUAUGCUCGACCACACCCUCAGAACUUAGAGCAAUAAACACUAUUCAGUCGCUUAUUUACUUGUAAAUGGGUGACAGAAUAUUUUGAUCCAAAUAGAAGCCACCUUUUCCCAGGGUCUAAUGUGGAGAGUGGAAAUGAAUGUUUGGAAGGAAUCCAUGUUCUCUGUUUACAUCCAGUGUGUUUUGCCUCAUUAGCUGUCCUAUGCUUUUUCUUUGGUCCUUCUAGAAGCUAAUGACAGACAGCUGGCUGUUAGUUUUAUGGGCUGUGCAUGUCAUUAUGUUGUUCCCCUAGAACAACAGGCUUCUCUCCAGUGUUCAUGUAUGAUCCUUUUCUCAUUCAUUAUGACUUGUGUGGAGGAGUAACUACUUCUAAGAAGAUGAUAAUCACUGAACACACUGCAUAUGUAAAUGCAGAUACUUCUUGAGCAAUAUAGUGACUAUGACUUCACAUACACACAUACAUACACAAUCUGUAUGUACUGUACACAUCUUCCUGAAUCCCCAAUUCUCUGCUUAAUCAUAAUGGUUUGAAAUCUCAUCUACAACAGUGGUGAAUGUUUUAGACAGUAGGACAUUAGCUGGCUGCUUCUUUAAAUGUACCUGUAUUGUCUGUGUGCUCCUUUUGUGGAGACAAGUUUUUGUAUUGGAUGUUUGGGCCAAUGGGAGGCUUCAAGCUACAACAUAUUUUCCCAGUUUCAAUAUAUUGAACUUAUGACAAACCCCAGACAAGGCUUUUAAUCUGUAAUGAACUGCAGUGUUGGGUGGUUUAUUUACAAACUGUUUUCAAUGUUGUCCAUUUUUAUGGCACCUUUAACAAUAUACUUGUUUCCAAAGUACAAAAAAAAAUAGGUUAAAUAAUCUAGCCAUAACUGAAUGUCAAGCAAUAAAACAAAUGACUUUUGUGCAUAGACUUUAAAAACUACAAAUUUUAGACAUCUGCAUGUAAAUGCAAUCUCUUGUUUACUGCUUUCUUCAACUCAAGCAACAGAUUCCUUAUUUACUAUUAACUUAAGAACUUGUAACGGCCUGUACACAUUUUCUCUCCUACUCUUCUUUCAAAUUUACCUUCACCCUGCUUUUGAGUCAUAAUAUUUAAUGUUGUUCUGCACACCUCUAUACAGUUAACUUUCUGGCUUUCAUUCUGUAUAGAUAAGAAGAUGUUAUAUUAUAAACAGCCUACUCAGUGCAAAUAUUUAUCUGUUUAUCAAAUCCACAAUAUGCUGUGUAAUACUGGUUUUACUAUAUAAUCUAUUUUAGACAUAGCUGUUUAGAACUAGAGUGUGCUAUUUUUGUGUUUUUCUGAUGUGUGGUGCUAGAUAAGUUACUUUUGUGAACAACAAAAAAAAUCCCUUUUAUUCCUAGACAAAACCACCUUUGGGUCUUGUUAAUUUCACUGAGUAUAACUAUAUAUUUGUAUAUAUAUACAUAUAUAUAUCUAUAUAUAUAUAUAUAUCUACCUGUACCCAACUGGCAACUGUAUCAGAGUGCUAGAUUUGGGACAUGCUUUUCUCUUUAAAUACAUAAUAUCAGUAUAUAAAUUAUUCUAGAGUGUAUUUAAUUAGGAUAAAAUUACUUCCUUAGUAUGGAUAUUUGACAUCUGUUGGGUAAGUUUGUUCAUAAGUAUAGAUAUGAAAAACUGUUACCACUUAUUUAAGUGUGUUGCUCAACUCCUCAUCACAUCUCCUGAGCUGAGAAAAAUUUGAUAGGCCUUGAUCCCAAAGCAACAAUUUUGUUUAGUGGAGAGAUCCUUUUUUCCCUUACUGAGAACUCUGUAAUUGGCCCCUGACUGGACUGGACAUUUAACUUCUAGGAUAGAUAAUAUGUAGAAUAUUCAUGGCAGAUUGAUAGGACCCUAGGCCAUUCACCUCAUCUGAGUCAUGAGAUGUAUAAGCAUAUACAUUGGGCUAUCCUGUAAAUUCACCAAGGGAUGAUAUUCUACUAUGACAACCAGUUCUGUGAACUGAGUGGAGGACUUUUGUUUUAAAACUUGUUUAAUAAUGAGCUAAGUAAACCCUCUGACAUCUUUCCCCAAGACCGAUUGGCAUUGUUAAAGUAUCAAAUAUCUAACUAAGGGUGUAAUUAGCCUUCUUAAAUAUUGAGUAGAAUUGUUCUGUAAUAUUACUGAAUUUGUAAGAUCUUUAGCAAAGAUUUUUGAGCAAUUUAUAAACGUAGAGCAAAUGUUUCUGUUUAUUGCACAUUUUGUAACUGAAGGUGAUAACUUCUCAAGUCACAGUCAGUGGAUCCCACGCAUCACAAUGCGUACUUACCCACCAUGCUGGACAUUUUCCAUUUUUAUUGCUAUUCCCUUGAUUAUCAAUGCAAUCAGGUGGUUAAUGAAAGCUGAUAACAAUCGACUUUUUAAAGUGAAUUUGUUAUAAUUUAGAGAGAAAUCUCUUUUAAUGCAAUCAUGCCAUUCCUUAACUGUCUAGCUCAAAGAGAGAUUGAAACAUUUUGUUUGUUUGAUGGACAGAUUGACUGGUUUUUGCACAGUUUAGUAUCCCAAGUUUCCCUAGGGCAGAGAUUUGUCUCUCUUCGAACUUGCACAUGGCCAGCAAAUGUCAAUACUUGAUAACUGUUUAAAAUGACAGGUGUGCCCACAACUAAAACACUCCCCAACCCAGGGGGUUUUGGCAAACUGACAAAGCAUGCAGAGUCUUACAGUUAACAAUUACAACCAAGUCUAAGAGUCACACUGUCCUUCCAGGGGACAUGAAAUGCUGAGUCUACUUGUGUGGGGGUCUCCAGGAUCAAGCACAUAAAUGUCACACAACUCUACAAGUGACAAGACUGGCCUGCUGUGAGUAGUCGUGAAAGUUUGAAAGCAGCAAUGCCGAACCUAUAAAUAAGCUGCUGUCUCUUUUGUGUACAGGAUGUAAAGCUUCUUUUUCUGUCACACUAGAAAUGCAAACCAUUUACUGGGAUUCCUAAAAUCCAUAGUGUGGACCUAAAACUUUGCUAAUGAUCUUUCCUAGAGGCUCAUCCCACUUUUCACUGAUAUUGGGUUUUCUUUUCAGUUCUCUCUACAGUGGUAGAUUGCUUAUUCCCAGCUGCUUAUUUUAUUGAGUCCUGAAUUUAAAGAAAAAAUAUUUUGAUUCAUUUUGUAAAUACAAGCUGUAAAAAAAAGAGAGAUUUAAUGUUGUCUUUUAAAUACUCCAAUUUUCAUUCUAAUAUGGAUGUUGUUAUAUUGUACUUAGAAACUGUACCUUUAACAUUACAGUACCUUUAUUCAAAGUGCAUUGAACACAUCAAUUUUAGAUGUGCUUUGUGUGCUAUUAUCCUAUAAUAAAACUCCAGCUUCUAAUGGAA